AUGGAAUCUCUAAUGAGGUUUGCCUUUGUCCUUCAUCUUGUCAUCGAGACAACAGCGGCUAUCAACUUUUUCUUCCGACCUUCAGCAACGCUCUCAACACCCCAACCACACAGCCACGGGGUUAUCCGGCAGUACGCCCUUCUGCUCCUGACCACAAACAUCAUCGUCGCGGUAGUCCUGAACCGCGCAGUGCAUGAUGCUUUGUCCGAGCAGAUUGCUGCCGCAAUUGCUCUGUAUCAUACGGGGCCUUUGGUCCGAGCGGUGUCCAGGAUCCACCGAGGGAAUUCUGGCGACGUACUCGGAGGAGCUUGGCUUCAUGCUUUUUCUCACCUGCUGUGCGCAGCUUGCCUGAUCGCAUCAUCAUUCCUUCUCUAG
Messenger RNA from Letharia columbiana, 375 nucleotides. RefSeq lists its product as uncharacterized. The transcript has a single exon. Lineage: Eukaryota; Fungi; Ascomycota; Lecanoromycetes; Lecanorales; Parmeliaceae. The record is from RefSeq and is a predicted model, not a curated record. Bases 1 to 375 code for a protein of 124 amino acids.